AUGGCAGCUUCCAGGAAGCCGCCAGCACUCCUUGUCUAUCUUUUCUUUUUUGCACUCAAUCUUUGUAUCUUUCCCAUUCUCUGCGCGUCAGUUGACGUAGAGAAUGUUGAGUCUAUCUUUUCCAGAUCUCUUGUGCCACGAGAGCAGAGCGCAGCCGCCGGUGCGUCUGGCUCUGGAGACUUCAGCUGCGGUCCAGACAAGCCCUGCUCCAACAAGGCUUGUUGUGGUAAGGAUGGCUGGUGCGGCUUUGGAGACAAAUACUGCGGCAAAGGCUGUCAAUCUCACUGUGACGCCAAAGCUGACUGUGGUGUCAACGCUGCUAAGCCAGGCCAGACUUGCCCUCUGAAUGUAUGUUGCUCUCAGUAUGGCUUCUGUGGAACUACUUCAGAGUUCUGUGGUAAGUCUUGCCAAUCGAACUGCAGCCAGCCUAAGCCCAAGUCAUCACCUACAAACGUUCGGAAACGUGUAGUUGGUUAUUGGGAAGCAUGGAACGAUCAGCAUGCGUGCGGUAAGAUGGGUAUUGGUUCAAUCCCUGUGAACUACCUCACGCAUCUCAUUGUAUCUUUUGCAUACAUCGACUCGAAUUUUCGUGUCACAAACAUGGAUGGUCUGAGUUCAGAUGUGUAUAGGAACGUUGGUGAACUGAAGGCCCGGAACCCGGGGCUGAAGAUCAUGAUUGCAUUGGGAGGCUGGACUUUUAACGAUCCCGGCCCUUGGCAGAGCGUAUUUCCCACCAUGGUAUCCAGUCAAGCGAAUCGUGCAACAUUCAUCCGUAACCUCUUGGGGUUCUUGUCAGAAUACGGUUAUGAUGGGGUUGAUUGGGAGUAUCCCGGAGCCAAGGACCGUGGUGGCUCUGACAAGGAUGGAGAUAACUAUACUGCACUUCUCAAAGAGCUUCGUGAGGCUUUUGCUACGAGCGGACGAGAUUAUAUCUCAACUUUCACAGCCCCUACCUCUUACUGGUACCUUCGCCAUUUCGAUGUCAAGAACAUGUCAGAACAUGUUGAUUGGAUCAACCUCAUGUCAUAUGAUCUUCAUGGUGUUUGGGAUGGAGACAACCCAAUUGGCAAACAUAUUCUCUCCCAUACUAACCUGACGGAGAUCGACCUUGCUCUCGAUCUGUUCUGGCGCGUUGAUGUAAAACCUUCAAGCAUUGUUUUGGGCUUGGGCUUCUACGGCCGAUCGUUUACUCUCGCUUCAAGCUCGUGUUGGAAGCCGGGCUGCGCCUUUACUGGUCCCGGCGCUGCGGGACCUUGUACAAAUACGGCAGGAAUCCUGUCCUACAAAGAGGUCAAGGAUAUCUUGAGAAGCACUGGCGCCACUUCAUACCUGGACAAAGAGGCAGCUGCGCGAUAUCUGGUCUACGCUGGGAACAGCUGGAUUUCCUAUGAUGAUCCGUCAACUAUCCAGGCCAAGAUCGACUAUGCCAAUAAGAUAGGACUGUCUGGAGUAAUGAUCUGGGCUAUCGACCUCGACGAUAGCAGCCUUGAGUCGCUCCGCGCUGUGUCAGAUCCUUCCUUGCUCGAAAGUGUAGACAGCGACUUUGACCUAGUCGACUUGGAUAAGCUGUUCCCCAAGCAGUAUCUCCCUGCGUCUGGAAGCAAGCCAUCGUACGGUUUGAUAACAUUUGGAGGUUCUGACGGAACUGAUCCUACCUCAUCUGCCUUUGGCUUCCUUCUUUUGGCGGGUGACUCGCAUGUCGUCAGCAGCCUCCGCAAACGAGACGGCCAGCCCGAGCCGUUUGUCUUCCUCGACUGUCCCGAGGAUGUCCUCGAUCUUCCCAAAGAUGCUGCUCGUACUGCGCGUGUUACAUGUGUUAGUGGCGAUCUGGAAGGGUGCUACCAGAUCAUGGAGCGUGGCAUCGAGGGAACUAUUGUCGAGAUGCCUGAUAGCGUUUUCGACUUUUCCUUCGAUUUCAACUUCAAGCUCAUGCGCCGGGACUCCAACAACACCAGCAUCCGCAUGGACUACUCCAACACUCCUGGGUACUGGGACCAGCUAGUCGAUCGUCCUGGUAUCCAGUCUCGAGAUUUACAGCAUCUCGACGAGCGAUUCUUUGCACCAUCUGACCUUGAAUGGAACUCUGUCUACGACGACACAGACAAGUUCAAGUUUGAUCCGGGAUCUGCCACCAAGAUCAAGAAGGAUUUGAGUGCACCGCUUUACUGGCAGACUGUUGAUGGGUGCGCCAUCAAUGGAACCGAUUAUAGCGAAGGCUUCGGUGCUUAUGUCAAUGGCGAAAUUGAUGCUUCCUUCUACUACGGAUUCUCUUUAAUUGGAACAGAAAAAGGCGGAUCCUGGGACGCCAAACAAUCUCAUGGAUUUCUCCAAGUUCGAGGCCAGAGCGACAUGACCUUCGGUUUUGGCGGUAUCGGUACCGUUGAUGUUACGAAAGCAGGCAAGGGAAACCCUGCCACUUUGGACAAAGACAGCAGAGUCAAUCUUGAUGGCCACGUUAUCAAUGCAGGCCAUACCAGUGGCUUGGCUUCAUUCCAGCCGUAUUAUGAUGUUACUUACCAUCUUGCUACAUUCAACGGUACUGACCGCGACAACGAAAACCCCGCUGCAUCUUUCAACGGACGUCUGAGUGCUCGUGUUGUCUCUGACUUUGGAAAGUUCCAGGCGGAUUUUCCUGUCAAGGACGACCACAACGACCCGGAUAAGUUUGGGAACAAGCGCAAGAAGGACCAGUUCGAGUUGGGUAGCAACAAUGUGCUUUACGGCUCUCCUGAAAACGGUGGCGCGAUUACAAUCGGCAGUCAGGUUACGUUUGGCCUCAACAUCGAGUUUUUCCUGUACAGAGACCUAUUUCAUGUCGAAAGUGGAUUGCCAAAUCUCUCCCUCUCCUACAGCACCUUAUCAACUUUCACCUUCGGCCCGAGUAAGAAAAAUUCGGAUGAGUCGUGCGCCAAGUACGAACUCUCGGAGUCCAUCGGCUGGGACGCGCUAGAGGGCUCUGCUCGUCUUGUUUCAGAGACGCAAACGCCAGAAAAUGGAGCGCAAUGCUUCAAAAACGCCGAUAUUUCUACUGCUUCCAGGUCUAAGCGCACGCCAAAUCCGUUGUCCUCUGACCCAGACUUUAACGAGACUCUUCUAUCUGAUGCAGCAGAAGACGAAACACGCCUGAUGUCUCUUGCUCGCCGACAAUCCAAGCAGUUGUAUGGCUGGGAUAUACUUCCGGGUGUAACCAUAACCAAGGGCAACCUUGGCCUUGAUGAGGAAUUGGGCAAUGGCCAGCCAAAACUGAACUGCGUCAACUGCGAAGGUUGUCGUGACUUCGGCGAGGAGUCAAGCGAUCUGUGCUGUGGUUGUGUUAAUAUGCAACAGAAGUGGGGGUUUUCAGACAUACCACCUUGUCCUGAUUGCGAUAGCCUCGGCGACUUCCCAGAUUGGCGGACCAAUGUCAACAGGUACCUGGGCACCCUGAAGGUAAACCAUGCUCGAGGUGAAGACGAAAGAAAUCAUGAUACGGAGGCCCUGCCCGUACCCGAGUCCCCUGCACACAAGUUGCAUCGUCGAAAGGUUGGAUCGGCUACCAUGAUGACCAAGGAAGUAAGUGUGUGUCCUGAUGGCCCCAACGACAAGGAGGGACUUCGAUCCCCUUACCAGUACCCAGCAUUCCCUAGUGACCCUUUCUAUCCCUGGGAGGGGAUUCAGAGAGGGAAAUGGGAUUCCGUCUCUCGAUAUUGGGGAAAUACCUCCGAUUUCUGCCACUGGUGGGGAGUUAAAGGUUUAUCUAAGGCCGACAAGGUUUGGGUGAAGGAUAAGCAUACAGGCGUUGUUUCACAGGUCCGAGCCGAUUACCAGACUGAGCACGUAUUCGAGGGCCAGGUGAUCGGAGACUUCUUCAAUUAUUGGCUUGAUAAAGGUUACGUUCGCAACCAGGAACCCAUGCCUACAAACCCGCAGCCUAAAGUCCCCUGUAGUUGGACACGCGAAUGGGUCAGGAACAAAAAGACCAACCCGAACUGGAAGAUCAACUUAGCCCAAAAACCCAAGAUAAUACUCGCUUCUUUUGCAGAAAUAUUACUUUCAGAGCUGGGUAGCGCAUCGCAUCUUGACAGAUUGACUCUUUUCCUAGCCAGGCCCAAUCUGAAGAAGGGAUGUAUGUUCACCGGAGUUAAUCCCACUGAUCCUGACAAAUACGACCGCAUGUCGUCCGAUGAGCAACUCCAACAUGUCAAAGAAAUGGGAAUGGUUUUCAAUUAUCUUAACAACCAACAAGUAUGGGAUAAGUACUGCGCCGUCUACGAAGCCAUCUAUGACCAUAUGGGUGAUUUCGACACCUGGUACGCGACCAACGGUGCUGGCGUCACGAUCCCCAAUCUUCAGAAAGAAUGGAAAGACUACAACCGCAUACUUCUAGACUCGAUCGUUCGACGAAUGAGAAUACUGAUGGAACAUUUCUGGAAUAACAAAGAGUAA
Messenger RNA from Fusarium musae, 4425 nucleotides. RefSeq lists its product as uncharacterized. Lineage: Eukaryota; Fungi; Ascomycota; Sordariomycetes; Hypocreales; Nectriaceae. The transcript has 13 exons. The record is from RefSeq and is a predicted model, not a curated record. Bases 1 to 4425 code for a protein of 1474 amino acids. Gene Ontology annotation, molecular function: chitin binding. Gene Ontology annotation, biological process: carbohydrate metabolic process.